Messenger RNA from Pogoniulus pusillus (Red-fronted tinkerbird), 1929 nucleotides. RefSeq names its product chromosome 30 C12orf43 homolog (gene C30H12orf43). Lineage: Eukaryota; Metazoa; Chordata; Aves; Piciformes; Lybiidae. The transcript has 6 exons. Bases 453 to 1232 code for a protein of 259 amino acids. The record is from RefSeq and is a predicted model, not a curated record. Gene Ontology annotation, biological process: Spemann organizer formation; negative regulation of Wnt signaling pathway; Wnt signaling pathway.
AGCCUUCACCCGCCCACCUUCAGGAAGAAGUGAAGCAGCCUCGUUUGGAAAGCACUGGAGGUGGCCGUGGUAGUCCUCAGCGGCUGCCGCAAUUCCAGUGCGAGGCCGCCUCGGCGGACGGCAGCCCCCAGCACCGGACGGCAGCCCCCAGCACCGGACGGCAGCCCCCAGCACCGGACGGCAGCCCCCAGCACCGGACGGCAGCCCCCAGCACCGGACGGCAGCCCCCAGCACCGGACGGCAGCCCCCAGCACCGGACGGCAGCCCCCAGCACCGGACGGCAGCCCCCAGCACCGGACGGCAGCCCCCAGCACCGGACGGCAGCCCCCAGCACCGGACGGCAGCCCCCAGCACCGGACGGCAGCCCCCAGCACCGGACGGCAGCCCCCAGCGUGCCCGGGCCGGACGGCGGCGCCCAGCGCGCCCCGCGGCUGCCCUGCCCUCCCCUCAACAUGGCGGCGCCCGGAGACGGCUCCGACUCGGACUCGGGCAGCGGCGGCGAGGCGGCAGCGCGGUGCCGGGAGGCCGCCUGGGACUGCGCUGCGCAGGCAGUGGCGGUGCGCACGGAGCGGCGCGGCGGUGGCUUUACGAGGGGCGAGUUACGGUCUGCUCAGCCUAGCCUAAGGCAUGAGGUGAAUGGUCAUGGCGAGGAUGGAAAUGAGCUACGGACAACACCAGAGUUCAGAGCACAUGUUGCAAAGAAGCUGGGAGCAAUGCUUGACAGUGUCAUCACCGUCUUGAAGGACUCAUCAGAACCUUCCCAGACUCCUCUGCAAGAGUCUGACUCUGCAGAUGACGGCUUUCGCCUCUUCUCCUCUUCUGUCCCCGGAGACUCUGGGACAUUGCAGCCUUGCCCCACAGUGAGAAGACAGCCCUCCAGCUCCAGUGACACAGACAGUGACCAAGAGUGGCAAAAGUACCGAGAGGCUGCUGUAUCAGCCACAGACAUUCUAAAGCAAAGUGCUUUUCCUGCACUGUCCCAGGAUCACAGUUGGGCUAAUGUAGAGCACAGCCAGAAAAAAGAGAAAAAAAAGAAGAUUAGGGGAGAGAACAAUAUUCAGGAGAAAAUAAUAGAGCCAGCAGAGGGGGACCAUAUCUGCAGAGGUUUGCCACAGCUGGUAUCUGCAGAUGGACAGUGUGAGAGAGGGGCCAGCAGACGUGCAGACAGCUCAGUGUUGGCAGGAGGUGUGAAGAAGAAAAAGAAGAAGAAAGAGAAGAAGAAAGGAGAAUGAAGAUUUUCCUCUGCGAAGAAGAGGUAAUGGUGAGGGUUGAAGGAGACUGAAGCAUGCCCUAACAACCAGAGUUGCUGCACAUGAGGGAAAGCUCCUGUUGUAAAACCUCAGUGGCUUGAAAGUCCAAUGAAGUCACGUCUUAUGUUGCUGACACCUCCAGGGGAGGAAACAUUGUUCGCCUAGCACAACAGUUCCAGUUCUCUGUGCUGCUGCUUGUGCAGCCCCCGUGUAACAGGACUGAACCCUGAGCACAGCCUUGCGUGGCAGAGGGAUGUAAUCAGAGCUGCAUCCCUCCCUGUGCCUUCACAUCGUGAAACCAAACCUUCUAUCCUGGAGGAAGUAUAUGCUGAAUGGCACUUGGUUUACAUGGCAGCAGGUGAUCAGCUCCUUUUUUUCUUCUCCUAGAUGCUACUAAGAAUAUCUCCAGACUGUGGGGCAACUCUUACCAGAAGCAUCCUGCAGGGCCCUCUUGGUUUUUCCCCUAUGACGAUCAUAAAAAUCUGUUGCCGAAACCUGGGCUGUUACUGUUCCCUCUGUAAUCUGCACCUCUCCAGGGCCUCUGCACAUAAGCAGAGAGUGCAGUGAGCUUGUUACAGCACUGUUAGAAGUAGGCAAUGCUGUUCACCUUGUGCCUGCUGAAAUUUCAUCUCUAGCUUUUUCAUGGCAUUUGCUGUUAUUAAAUUCUGCUACACUAUCA